Messenger RNA from Fragaria vesca subsp. vesca, 1628 nucleotides. RefSeq lists its product as uncharacterized. Bases 13 to 1527 code for a protein of 504 amino acids. The transcript has 9 exons. The record is from RefSeq and is a predicted model, not a curated record. NCBI's taxonomy places the organism in Eukaryota, Viridiplantae, Streptophyta, Magnoliopsida, Rosales, Rosaceae. Gene Ontology annotation, molecular function: phosphatase activity.
ACAAAAUCCCAAAUGCUUUCAGUCACUCCCCCUCUUCUUCUCCACAAAAACUCCACCCUCUUCUUCUUCCCCCCAUCCCUCCCAAUCCGCACAACCCCGCCAAACCCUAGCAAUCCCCUCAGGAUCUCGCGAUGCUCUUCGGCCCUGCAAGAGGUCCACGGCUCCUCCUCCGAUCAGCUCGGACCGGAUGAGCUCUACACGUCGUCGCCGUUCCCGGCUUUAAAGGCGGCGAAGAGAGUGGUGCUGGUGAGGCACGGGCAGAGCACGUGGAAUGAGGAAGGUAGGAUCCAAGGCAGCUCCAAUUUCUCUGUGCUCACCAAGAAAGGCGAGGCUCAGGCCCAGACUUCCCGCCAAAUGCUCAUCGGUGACACCUUCGACGUCUGCUUCGCCAGUCCCUUGGCACGGUCAAAGAGAACAGCUGAAAUUAUAUGGGACACUCGCAAAGAGGAAAUCAUUAUGGAUUUUGAUUUGAGGGAAAUCGACUUGUACUCGUUUCAGGGCCUCUUAAAGCAAGAAGGAAAACAAAAGUUUGGUGCAGCUUUUCAAAAAUGGCAGCAAGAUGCACCAAAUUUUUGUAUUGAUGGUCAUUACCCAGUGAGAGAGUUAUGGGCACGUGCUAGGAGCUGCUGGACCAGAAUACUAUUGCAUGAAAGCAGGUCUGUUCUAGUGGUUGCUCAUAAUGCUGUUAAUCAGGCUCUCCUUGCAACAGCUAUUGGACUGGGAACAGAAUAUUUCAGGACUUUAGUUCAGAGCAAUUGUGGUGUAAGCGUGCUGGACUUCACCCCUCAUGCUGAGGGCGGGUCACCAUAUAUUUGCCUCAAUCGUCUAAACCAGACCCCUAUUGAAGCUGGAAGUUCAGGAGGAAGGAAAACUAGUAAGCGGAUCAUACUUGUCUGUCAUGGAUCCACACAGAUGAGUGCAGAGCCAAUGGACAUGCUUGGGGUUAUAAAGGCCCAGAAAAUUGCUGAGCUACUUCUUGAUUUGAAAGUGAACUCUAUAGUUAGCAGUCCCAAGGAAGCUUGUGUUGAAACAGCAGUUGCCAUCUCCAGGGUACAAGAAGCUGCAGAUUGCUUGGGAGCUGACUCUGCGCCACGGUAUGUGGAGAUGAAGCAGAUGGAGAACCUUGAUGUUGAAAACAUUCUUCAGAAGUCAAAUAAGAACGGAACGGAGAUUCCACCUCUUCACCCCGGUUGGCUUAAUGGAUUUGAGGACAGAAUCGUGGAAACUUUGUGGGAUCAAUCUGAGAAGGCAUGGCAGUCUCUGCUAAAAGAAGUAGCUGAUGAAACGGCACCGGAGAAAGUUGUUGUUGCAGUUAGUCACCCUGCAUUGCACAUAGCAUUGCUGGGGCACUGCUUGGGUUUGACAAAAGAAUGGUUGGGAUCGUUUCAUCUCGAUGCAGGAAGCAUCAGUAUCAUUGACUUUCCAGAUGGUCCUAGUGGGAAAGGUGUUAUUCGGUGUAUAAACUAUACUGCCCAUUUGGGGAGAUGGUCAGUUCCUAUAACCACAUCAACAGUAGACGAUAAAUAGUUUGGAAUUUGAAUGUAUGUAUAAAAUUAUUCAGAAAUGAUUCGUGUAGACUACUGCAGUAUAGAUACUGAAAUGGAAUUACCUUAAUCCAUGUACAUCAU